AUGAACACGUUGUGGCCACCGGCUUGGUGUCAAUUUCUAUCUGUUUUGCCUGGCAACCUGGCCCACCACUCGGACGUCGUCGCUCGCGUGCCAGAUGCAGGUCGAUGUCGCGCUCGGGUCGUAUGCUGUGUUUGUUGGCGCGUCGGGAAGUGGCGCAUCAUGCCGUCCUGGGAAACGAAACUGCUUGGAGCACGCAGUGGAGAUGGACGAACGGACGUCGACUGGUCCUGCUACUUGGGGCGACGACUGCAUGGGAAGCAGUGGACUCGUUGUAGUCAUGGAAGAAUCUCUCACGUGCUCGGUGAACGCUGGCGCCACCUGCAGCGGGCUUAUCGUUCACAUCGUGCAAUGUGCAAUGAUGGCACUACGUCCGUAGGAGGCACGACGCUUCGAGAGCGUCUCCGUGGAUGUGUAUUUGGUGGGCUAGCUGGGCGAAGAUGGAGAAUUCCAUGGAUGCCGAGACGAGCCGCGUGGAUUUCUCCAUGA
This is a messenger RNA of Aphanomyces invadans, 486 nucleotides long. RefSeq lists its product as hypothetical. The transcript has a single exon. NCBI's taxonomy places the organism in Eukaryota, Oomycota, Saprolegniomycetes, Saprolegniales, Verrucalvaceae. The record is from RefSeq and is a predicted model, not a curated record. The coding region runs from base 1 to 486 and encodes 161 amino acids.